AUUUUAUAAUGACAAUUAAAAUUAUAAGAUGUUUGGACGGUAUCUACCAUUAAUAGAAAGAUUUCAUGCAAUUUUAAUGAUUACGUAAAAUUCUAUAUAUUCAUAAAUAUGAAAAAAAUUUUAAUACUAUUGUGAAAAACAGAAAAUAUUAGUUUAAAAUGAAUUUCAAGCAAAAAUAUGUACUUAAACAAUUCAAGCAAGUACUUCGUUUAGUUUCCUUAAGAAAUUACUCUUCAUCUAGUGGCCCUCUUGCUUCACUCACAAAGAAAUAUGAGACUGGCGACUUAUCAAGAGAUGAAAUUCAGUUAGAUGCUUGUAGAUCUUUAGAGAAUGUAUAUAAUUCGUUACGAACAUAUGUUCCAGUUAAGCAAAAUCUAUUCAACAAAGUAUUUUCUAAACCCAUAGAACCACCUAAGGGUUUAUACAUUUAUGGGGCUGUUGGUGGUGGAAAAACAAUGCUCAUGGAUUUAUUUUAUAAUUGUUGUAAUAUUGAUAAAAAAUCUCGAGUACAUUUCAAUGAAUUCAUGGUCAAUGUCCAUAAGCAGAUACAUGCUAUUAAAAACAAAUAUGGACCACAAUUUAGAUCAAACUCCAAGCCAUUCGACCCAAUUCCAAUUGUUGCUCAAGAAAUUACUGAUGGAAGUUGGCUUAUAUGCUUUGAUGAGUUUCAGGUAACAGAUAUUGCUGAUGCAAUGAUUCUGAAAAGAUUGUUCACACAACUUUUUGCCAAUGGAGUCGUUGUUGUAGCUACAAGUAAUAGAAAGCCUGAUGAUUUGUAUAAAAAUGGUUUACAAAGAUCCAACUUCAUUCCUUUCAUACCAAUUUUGAAAAGAUAUUGUGACGUUUAUAAUCUUGAUUCAGGUAUAGAUUAUAGAGUUAAAUCGAUGAAAAAUAAAAGAAUUAUGUAUUUUGUUAAGUCGGACUAUAAGUUGGACCCAGUUUCUCCAAUAUUUAAACUUUUGGUUUCGAAGGAAAAUGAUGUUGUCAGAACAAAAACUUUCACAAUUUUAAAUAGAAAUGUAACUUUUUGCAAAGCUUGUGGAGGAGUACUUGAAUCCUCUUUCGAUGAACUAUGUAGCAGACCUCUAGGAUCUAAUGAUUACCUUCAUUUGACACAGUUUUUUCAUACUAUUAUUAUUAGAGAUGUACCCCAAUUGAGCUUAAAACUUAAGUCUGAAACGAGACGUUUUAUUAAUAUGAUUGAUUCUUUUUAUGAUAAUAGGCUUAGGAUUAUUAUAACUUCAUCCGUCCCCUUAGAAGAUUUAUUCUGUAAAGAUAAAACUGAUGAUGACGUAGAACAAAGAGUUCUGAUGGAUGAUUUGGAUCUAAAUAAGGCAGAAGCAAGUGCCAAUGUUUUUACAGGGGAUGAAGAAAUAUUUGCUUUCGAUAGAACUAUUUCUAGAAUAACCGAAAUGAUAAAUGAAGAAUAUUGGAAAAAAUAUGAUAGAUGAUAUAGGACAAAUAAAUAAAUUUGUUUGAAAUAUCAACAUGGUUGUGAAUGGUCAUUACGAUCAAAUCAACACAAAUAAUAUUGUUCAUAUGAUUACCAGUAUUAGAGAACUCAGUUAAUGUUACAAUUUUAUUGACUAGUCCAAUGUAAACUUUAUCUUUGAUAACAAAAUUUUCACCCACUUAAUGAAUUAAAUAAAUUUGUUACUUGUAAAUAUUUUCAAUGGUUGUUUUUAUUUAUUUUACAUAUUAGUAUCAUUAUUUUGUUAAAACUACAUCAUGUGAUCUCUUACCUGAAUAUUGUUGAAUAUUAAUUAUAAUUAAUAAAAAUGUUUCAACAAGAAGUUCAAU
Messenger RNA from Harmonia axyridis, 1800 nucleotides. RefSeq names its product putative ATPase N2B. The record is from RefSeq and is a predicted model, not a curated record. Lineage: Eukaryota; Metazoa; Arthropoda; Insecta; Coleoptera; Coccinellidae. The coding region runs from base 159 to 1451 and encodes 430 amino acids. Gene Ontology annotation, molecular function: ATP binding; ATP hydrolysis activity. The transcript has a single exon. Gene Ontology annotation, cellular component: cytoplasm; mitochondrion.